AUGGCCCCCAGUGCUCGUGACUCCGAUAGGGAAUCUGCCUAUGGCUACGUGUACGGCGUCUCCGGACCUGGUAAACCGUCAAAAAUUGUGGAAAAGUCUUGAAAAAGUGGUUUUCAGUCGUCACAGCCGAGAAAAUGGCCGGAUCCGCUAUGUACGAGCUUGUCCGUGUAGGUCACCAAGAACUUGUCGGUGAAAUCAUUCGUCUCGAAGGAGACUACGCCACCAUCCAAGUAUACGAGGAAACUUGUGAGUGAAACUUAAAAAAAUUUGAUUUCAAUUUUUCUAGAUUUCAUGAAACCAUUAUGUUUGCUUGAAAAAAUGAUUGAAAUAAAGAAAAAAUUUAAGGAAGAAAAAGACUUGCAAAAAUUGGAAAUUUUCAGAGAUAGAUAUUCGUUUAUAAAUGAAAAAUGCAGUUUAAUUAUUUUCUCCUUAUUUGUUGCAAAAUUCUAUUUUGCUUUGCAACCUAUUCAUCACUCAAAUAAUUUCGAAUUUAAUCAUUUUUUUUUUCCUUUAUGUUUCUUGCCUUUUUAUGCCUGUUGAAAUAUCAGCUUCAUGGAGUUUUUUGAACCUUAUACCUUCCUUUCAUUUUUUUUUUGCUUUUUCAGCUGGUGUGACGAUCGGUGACCCAGUGCUCCGAACUGGAAAGCCGCUCUCCGUGGAACUUGGUCCAGGUAUCAUGGGUUCGAUUUUCGACGGUAUCCAGCGUCCGCUCAAGGACAUCGCUGACAUGACAUCUUCCAUCUACAUUCCGAAAGGUAAUUAUACUAUAGUUUUAAUUUGUAUCAUUUUUCAUCGUUUUUUUAGGAGUAUCGACCAAGGCUCUGUCCCGCGAAGCCCGUUGGGAUUACAAGGUCAACAAGCACAUUUCUGUCGGAGCUCACGUCACUGGUGGUGACGAACUUGGAUCUGUCCACGAAAACGUUCUGAUCAAGCACAAGAUCCUUUUGCCGCCCAACGCUUGCGGAACCGUCACUUUCGUCGCUCCCGCUGGGCAGUACACAGUGGAGGUAAACUUUUUUCUUUUCCUUUUUUCAUUAUUAUCUAUGUCUCUACAUCAAUCAUUUUAAGGACACUUUGCUCGAAGUUGAGUUUGCUGGACAAAAGCAGAAGUUCACCAUGCUCCAAGUUUGGCCUGUCCGUAACCCUCGUCCUUGCGCUGAGAAGGUUUAUAAAACAUAAUGGAAUUAGAGAUGAAUGGGAGAGUUUUUAGUUGGCCGCUAACAAUCCGCUUCUUUGCGGACAACGUGUGCUCGACGCCCUGUUCCCAUGUGUCCAGGGAGGAACCACCGCCAUCCCAGGAGCUUUCGGUUGCGGAAAGACUGUCAUUUCGCAGUCUCUCUCCAAGUUCUCCAACUCCGAUGCCAUCAUCUACGUCGGUUGCGGAGAGCGUGGAAACGAAAUGUCUGAAGUGAGUGAUCUUUUUGGGUCUAUAAAACGGUAGUAAAUCGGAAAAAUUAGCCCAAAAAGGCGAAAUUUUUCGAAACUAAAACUUAACAAAAUAAACGAUGAAGGUUGUAAAUAUUGACAUCAGAUAUUACGAAAGUUGUGUUUUUUUUUAGUUUACCUAGUUUCGAAAAAUAUCAUAUAAAGGAGAGAAAGGAAGGAGUGCACCUCACGGUCAAAAAAAGAUACAAACACAGUUUUGUUAGUUUGGCACCAAGAGAAAUAAUUUUCUACAGGCCCAAAUUACAUACAGAGAAAAUUAACAACAUUAUUUUAAAGUUUUUUUUUUACAGUAAACACACCUUUUCUUAAAAAAAUGAGAGAUUUAGGUACUUCGUGAUUUCCCUGAACUGACUAUGGAGGUCGACGGCGUCACCACGUCUAUCAUGAAGCGUACUGCUCUUGUCGCCAACACAUCAAACAUGCCUGUCGCUGCUCGUGAAGCAUCCAUCUACACUGGUAAGAUUUUAUCUGCAGUUUAGUUCCUGAAUUGAAUUUCGUCAGGUAUCACCUUGGCCGAGUACUUCCGUGACAUGGGUCUCAACGUGGCUAUGAUGGCCGAUUCCACCUCACGAUGGGCCGAAGCUCUCCGUGAGAUUUCUGGUCGUCUCGGAGAAAUGCCUGCCGAUUCUGGCUACCCUGCUUACCUGGCCGCUCGUCUUGCGUCCUUCUACGAGCGUGCCGGUAAGGUGAAGUGUUUGGGUAACCCCGAGCGUGAAGGAUCCGUCACCAUCGUCGGAGCGUGAGUUUCUUUCUUUUUAUUCUUGAAAUGUUUGUCAUAUCAAUUUAUAACCUCAAAAUUUUGGUUACAGUGUGUCGCCACCUGGUGGAGAUUUUGCCGACCCAGUCACUGCCGCCACUCUCGGUAUCGUGCAGGUGUUCUGGGGAUUGGACAAGAAGCUCGCUCAACGCAAGCAUUUCCCGUCUAUCAACUGGCUCAUCUCCUACAGUAAAUACAUGCGAGCUCUUGAAGACUUCUACGAGAAGAACCACCCUGAGUUCGUCGCUCUCCGUACCAAGUGCAAGGAGAUUCUCCAGGUCCUUUGAUCUCUUCUCAUAUUCACUUAUAACGAGAUUUCAGGAAGAAGAAGAUCUUUCCGAAAUUGUGCAGCUCGUCGGUAAGGCUUCCCUCGCUGAAUCUGACAAGAUCACUCUUGAAGUCGCCAAAAUCAUUAAGGUGGCUUUCUGAACUUUUCUGGGUAUACUAUAUACGUAAUUUUACAGGACGACUUCUUGCAACAGAACGGUUACACUCCAUACGAUCGUUUCUGCCCCUUCUACAAAACUGUCGGCAUGUUGAAGAAUAUGUAAGAUAUUUCUUAUAUUCAAGAAUACGUCAUGAAUCGCAGGAUUGGUUUCUACGACCUUGCCCGCCACGCAGUCGAAGCAACAGCUCAGUCUGAGAACAAAGUGACGUGGGCGACAAUCAGAGACCACAUGGGAGACCUUCUCUACCAACUUUCCUCCAUGAAGUUCAAGGUUACAUAUCGAACAAAGAUUCGACUGAACAAAACAUUUGAAGGAUCCCCUUGCCGACGGCGAGAACAAGAUCAAGAAGGACUACGAUGACUUGCUCGAGCAGAUGCAGAACGCUUUCAGAAACCUCGAGGAUUAA
Molecule: messenger RNA, 3058 nt
Organism: Caenorhabditis auriculariae
Lineage: Eukaryota; Metazoa; Nematoda; Chromadorea; Rhabditida; Rhabditidae
Source: the annotation of a GenBank genome assembly